Messenger RNA from Bradysia coprophila, 1936 nucleotides. RefSeq lists its product as uncharacterized. The record is from RefSeq and is a predicted model, not a curated record. NCBI's taxonomy places the organism in Eukaryota, Metazoa, Arthropoda, Insecta, Diptera, Sciaridae.
GGGAAGAAGUAUCGAUGAUGUUAUCAGUUGAUUUCAUAUUAACCAGACAUGAAAUUCCUAGUAAUUUUCGUAGCUGUACUCGCUGUCGGUACUGUCAGCGCUAACCCACUCCUCGGUAACGUAUUGGGUAGCCUUCUCAACCCUGUCACUAAUGUGGUCGGCGAUCUUGGAAACACCGUUGGAACUGUAGUGAAGAGCGUUACUGGCCUUUUAAACAGCGUUUCAUGCGCCCUUAACAAACUUCUUCAAUCAUUAGACUGUGUUGUUGGACAAUUAGUUGACAACCUAGAAGGAACAGUAAACGAUAUUCUCAAUCAAGUAACCGACGUUCUUGGCGAUCUUUUCUCCGGUGUCCAAGAUAUUCUUGAAGGUCUUAUCGGAACGCUUGGAGCCGAUCCUUGCAGUGCCGUUGGACAAGCUGUCGGAUCAGUGGAAUUCCUUUUGGCUGAACUCCUUCAAACCGUAAAUUUCAUUAUUGCAUCAAAUACAGCAGAUCUUUUGGGCCAAAUUGACAUCAUCCUCGGUAAUAUUGCAGCUGCAGUACAAAGUCUUCUUCAAACAGUUGUUGAUGUCGUCAAUGAUCUUGCUGCCCAAGCAGACAAACUUAUUCGAGAAGCACUCUGUGCUCUUCAAAUUGUCCUUCAAACCGUUGUCCAAGCUGUCAAUAACGUUUUGGUCCAAGUUAAUGUAGUUCUCAGCAAUGUCGGCCUUGAUCUAUCCAACGUCAUCACAGGUGUACAAAUUGCACUAAAUAACGUCCUCGUGUCACUUAAUGCCCUCGUUGCUUCCAUUGCUAGAAACGUAAAUAUUUUGCUUCAAACUGUCAGCAAGGCUCUUCAAAAAAUCAUCGACCAACUUGAUGGUGCUGUUGACAAAAUUCUAGCACAAGUCCAAAAUAUUGUUGGAAAUCUCGCCGGAAAUCUCAUCGGUGCUGUAAACAAUCUUGCUGGAAACCUGGUCCCUCUAGAUCUGUCUGGUGUCGAUGCCUUAUUACAAGGAAUCCUUGGAGAUCUCUUCGGUCAACUGAAUAACAUCUUCGAUGCCAUCAAGAAUGCUCUUGACAUCAUUGGACAAACUGCAAAUGGAAUUGUUGCAUCUGUUGAUGAAGCCCUUAACACUGUGCUUGACGCUGUUAAAGCCCUUAUCGCAGCCAUUGUUAGCACCACCGAGAAUGCUCUUAGUAACGCCGCUGCCCCAGGUGGUCUUAUUGAUUUACUCAACUGCGCAGUUACUCAACUUGUUGCUGCCGUUGAAGAUUUGAUCAAUAAAGUCUUAGGUGCUGUUGGAUUCAUCGUAUCACCAGAAUUAGCUCUAGUGUUGAAAAACGCUCUCGCCGCUGUCCUUGCCCUUGUUGACAACGUUGUCGGUGCCCUCCAAUCCCUAUUGAACCAACUUUUAUCCGCUGACGUAGGUCUCGAUCUAAACGCACUUUUGUGUGGAGUACUCGGAGAUCUUCAGGAUACUCUAACUAAUGUUACCGGAGCCGUAAACACAGUACUCGACAACUUAGCCGUAGCAGUUAAUGGCCUUCUCGGAAGUGUUGUUGCAGCCGCAAGUGGACUUUUGAAUGGUCUAGUUGACUCACUACCAGGAGUACUUGGUUCGCUAACCGGAACUCUUUCUAGCGUGUCUGGACAGAUCGGUUGCCUCGCUGGAUCUCUCAACGGUUUAACCGGUAACAUUUCUGCACUCGUUGCUGGACUUGGAGAUGUUGCAGAUGCAGUUUUAGGAGCCCUUGAUCUUCUUCUUGAAAAUGUUAACCAAAUCGUGGAGAAGCUUGCCGCUGCACUUUUAGGUUUGACCGGAAGUGGUUCAUGCUCAUGCCCAUAAUAUAUUCGAAAAGAGAAAUGUAACAUGUCCAUUCGAUGAAGAUAUUCAAAAGUAGUUAUGAUUCAAUGUAAUUUGUAAAAAAUAAAUUUAAUUCUGCAAAUUUAAA